AUGUCUUCCAAUUCCAACUCCAAUAUCCUCCCCAAAUGGUCCACCCUCGGCGGCCCGCUCAAGAACCACCCCAACGCGACAUACUCGUUCCCGACGCGGACCAUGUUCAACGCCGACACGGGCACGUACGUCGCGCACCCGACGUGGUCCAACGACGCGGCGGCCCAGGACCGCGAGCGUGCGCGCGUGGCAGGGCGGGAUUUUGCCUACGCGAGCGGCGACCCGAGGCAUUGGGGGUCGAGGAAUCACGGGGUGUGA
Fonsecaea pedrosoi CBS 271.37 is the source of this 258-nucleotide messenger RNA. RefSeq lists its product as uncharacterized. Lineage: Eukaryota; Fungi; Ascomycota; Eurotiomycetes; Chaetothyriales; Herpotrichiellaceae. The record is from RefSeq and is a predicted model, not a curated record. The transcript has a single exon. Bases 1 to 258 code for a protein of 85 amino acids.